GAGUCCCCAACACCUCAGGAGACUGGUUCACUGCUGUCCUCCCAGGCCACCAGCCCUGCCCCGCCCCCACCCCCAGGAGGGGCUCUGAUCUGAGCACUAGGGAGAUGUCUAGGACCGGCCUUCCCCUCCCCCAAGCCCCUGGCCUGGGAGGGGCGCCCCCCCACCCCAGGGGUGAUUCUGAGCACUAGUGAGAUGUUAAUGAACCUCCUUCCCCUCCCCCAAGCCCCUGGCCUGGAGGGGCGCUCCCCCUGGAAAGGGCUGGAGGACAGAGACUUGGCCCAGCUGCUGGCCAGUGGCCAUCCUGUCCUCAACGCGGGGGCCAGUGGGAGAUCAGGCCCGCACCUGGCGUGGCCCUGACAGCCCCCACGGGCUGUGCUCUGGACAGACUGGACUCUGGCUGAGGAGGCCCUCAGGAUGAAGCUUUUCCUGCCUGUGCUGCUGGCCGCCCUUCUGGGCACGGAGCAGGCCCGCUGCCUGGUCUGCUUCUCCUGCAAGGACCAGCAGAGCAACUUCUACUGCCUGAAGCCCACCGUGUGCGCUGACUCGGACAAGUACUGCGUGACCAUGUCCGCCUCCGCCGGCCUCGGUGAGUGCCGCCCNNUCUGCCCCGGGCCAAGCGUGAACCUGGGCGUGGCGUCCGUGGGCACCCACUGCUGCCAGAGCUUCCUGUGCAACAUCAGUGCCGCCGACGGCGGGCUGCGGGCCAGCGCGGCCGUGCUGGGCCUCGGGCUCCUGCUCAGCCUGCUGUCCACGCUGCUGCGGCUGGGCCCCUGACUGGCCCCGGAGCCCCCGCCCGGCCCCCCGGCUUUCUCGCCCCCCGCCCAGUGAUGUCGCCUUCCUCGGGGAGCCCGGGAAGGUGUGAGGGUCCCGGGACCGGAGCUGGGGCCGGGGCCACGUGGGAGGGGGCGCCCGCCCCGCCGUGGCUGGGUUGAACCGAGCGCGAGCCCCCCGCCCUGGUGCUUCCAGACCCGACCUGACUCGCCACGGGGGCAUUUCUGGGGACAGACCUUCCCCCUGCUUCCCCGGCCCAGCUGAACCCCAACCCUACACUGUACCCUCUUGCUUCGGUGCCUAAAUAAACAUCCGUGCCCCCUUCCUA
Molecule: messenger RNA, 1099 nt
Organism: Condylura cristata (star-nosed mole)
Lineage: Eukaryota; Metazoa; Chordata; Mammalia; Eulipotyphla; Talpidae
Gene: LY6E
Product: lymphocyte antigen 6 complex, locus E
Exons: 3
Coding region: 415-774 (119 amino acids)
Molecular function (GO): acetylcholine receptor inhibitor activity
Source: RefSeq, a predicted model, not a curated record